UCUGUAUCGUUCGCUUUCCCGUGUCGUUGUUUUGCUCGGUCGGUCGACGACGUUUUUCUUUUCAGGAAAAAAGGUGUGUGUGUAAAAUCCAAACAUAGAAUUUCCCAGUCGCUACUGAAGUGCGGAAAAGCUGAAACCAGACACACAAACACAUACAAACAGAUACAUUUUACUCACAAAACGCCCAUACGCACUGCCGGGAGAAGGCAAGCGGCCAGUCAGCCAGCCAGCCAGACAAACGAACAGACCGAAACCCUUGGCGUACGACGCAAAGCAGCAAAGGGCACCGCGCAAACACGUCACCUCAUCAUCAUCAUCAUCAUCGUCAUCCCGAUCAUCGCUCGGCAUCAGCGGCAGCUGUAACUCCGGUCGGAUCGUUACAUUAAAAUAGUGUGUUUUUGUUGCUAGUGAAAAGAGUCGUGCCGCCGCCGUCGUCGCCGUCGUCGUCCAGCCGCAGAAACAAAAAGCACACGCCCGCGCGUAGCACGUGAAAACGCGAAUAAGAAGAAGAGAAAAGAGAAAAAAGGUACAUCCAUUGUGCAGUGUUUUGUUUCAUGUGUGGUGUAAGGAGAUAAGUAAUGUGGUGUCUUUCAUGCGUCUCUUCUCCAACUAAUUCAGAACCAAUGGCUGCUAUAAGGAAAAAGCUUGUGAUCGUCGGCGAUGGUGCCUGCGGUAAAACCUGUCUGCUGAUCGUCUUCAGCAAGGAUCAGUUCCCGGAGGUGUACGUGCCGACCGUGUUCGAAAACUACGUGGCCGACAUCGAAGUCGACGGCAAGCAGGUUGAGCUGGCACUGUGGGAUACGGCCGGGCAAGAAGAUUACGACAGACUGAGGCCGCUGAGCUACCCAGACACCGAUGUUAUUCUCAUGUGCUUCUCUGUCGAUUCACCCGACUCGCUGGAGAACAUCCCCGAAAAGUGGACCCCUGAGGUAAAACAUUUCUGUCCUAAUGUACCCAUCAUCUUAGUCGGCAACAAAAAAGAUCUCAGAAAUGACCCACACACAAUAAAGGAAUUGGCUAAAAUGAAGCAGGAGCCCGUCAAGCCACAGGAGGGACGUGCGAUGGCCGAAAAAAUAAAUGCUUUCGCUUAUUUAGAGUGUUCGGCCAAAUCGAAGGAGGGCGUGCGUGAAGUUUUCGAGACUGCUACGAGAGCAGCGUUACAGGUGAAAAAGAAGAAGAAGAGUAAAUGUGUUCUGCUCUAAAAGAGCAAAACCAGCAUUGUGCUCCCUAUUGCGAUGGUGUUUGCGCGGAUAAAAAAACACUGAGCCUGUUGAGUAAAGCGAAUCGUAAGAGAGGGAGAGAGAAAAAGCAACCGAAGAGAGCAGAAAGCGAUGCAAACAACGGGAAGCAGCAAGUAGAAGAGCGCAGCAUCAGCGUGUGUGUGUGGUGGAGAUAUGGAGGAUCGAGAACGGCGGUGGUAGUAGAUAGAUGGCCCGAGUGGCGCUAUAACAUUAAUCGUUUUGGGAAUGGCAAAGGAAAAGUGUAGACGCUAAUUCGUAGGUAAAAGCGCCACAUCAUUACACGCAACAGCAGAAGCCUCAGAGAUCGAAGAAAAGAAUCCUUUUUUUAGAAUGAAAAAGAAACAUCUUUCGACCACCUUUUCACACAAAGCAGACCAAAAAAGGAGAAAAAAAUGAAGAAAAAAAACAACAAAAGGAUAGAACACAUACCAAUUCAAUCCCAGGGAUUACAGCCAGGGAUUACAAGAAGCCUAGACGGGAGACGGAAAGAGGAGGGAACAGCAGGCAACAGUGAACGCGUGAACACUAGCUGCGAAUAGAUCUACUUGGGGUGAGUGAUGCGCGUCACCCCAGCCUUUUUUUUUUUGGUGGUGUGUGAAGAACUACUACUAGAGUUUUCUGCAUGCUGGAGAACGUAGCGUAGUCAACGAACGCCUUUUUUAAUGUGUGUGUACCUAGCGUAACGCAUGCCAUGAGGAUGAAAAUGAUGAUGGAAAAGAAUAUGAGGAUGUGUAAGGCAAAAACGUUUUCAGCCGAUACCGCCCCCACCCCCCGCGAGGGAGGGUUGUUUUGGUAUGCAAAAGCAAAAGGAACUGCAUCGUGUUUGCUCUGUUAGGGAAUCAUUUUACAACAGAACCCAACUAAACACAGGAACUUUGUAUGCAAUGGUGUGUGGACGCAAUCAAAUCGUCCAACAAUCACACGCUGCCGUUGUGUAGUGCACGUAUUUUGAAGUGCGGGCCCUAUUCGACGGGCCUUUGUUAGAAUGUCUGCAGAAGUAGGAAGAGGUCAAGCAUCCACAUUCGCGCACACCACAGCCCUAGAGAGGGAGUGGAGAAAAGUACGGAUAGUUUCUCCAAACGUUCAUGUUUCUCAUAUUUGGUCCCAUUUUUCCUGUUUUUAUCUACACAACACACACAUACACACCUUCUUAGAUACAUACAUACAUGCAUAUAUAAGAUGGCAUCUACUAGAUGUGGUUUUUUUUUAUUAUUAACUAUUCGGUAAGCGAUUAAGUAAAUGAGUUGAGUAUGCAAAAAUCAACAAAAACAACACAAAAAACACUUAUACGGGAUAAAAGCAAAACGUUUCGUAACAAAAGCAUGAACGACAGAGAAAGCUAGCGCUCAUCACAGUCGGAAUAGGAGUUUAAUUGAAAGGAAGCAAACCACUCCCACACACACACACACACCCCUAUAUAUAGAACGUAUAAUGCAGAAAGGAAGGUUAAGCAGAGAUAACACACUCUUAUUUUAAUAGCCCCAGGAGUGUAUGAUUCGUUCGUUCGCGAUGGCAUAUUUUUGCAAAAAUAUCCGAGCAAAAGUUUAAAUACACACACACACACACACACACACACACACACACACACACACACACACACACACACACACACGUCGACAACACCCAUCCAUGUAGAAUGAGAUUAUGAUCAAAAGUACCAAGCCCGGAGAGAACGGAGAAUCAGGCAGAUUUAGUUUGACUGAUUUGUAAGCGAGAAGAAGAAGAAAACCCUAUUGUAACAUCUUUGUCAUGUGCAUCUUCUCAGCUUUCGAUGUUUUAAACAGUCGACCGUGCUUGAAUGGGGGCAACAUAGCAGACCACCAGAGAAGGGUAAAAACCACGCAUUAUUGUAAACCACGCGCACCUUCUAGCCCCACGGAUCAUGAACCCGGGGGCGGCAAAAGGCAGGAAGGAAGUGAGUCGGAUUUUUGGAAUCGAAUUGUUUUCGGUGUGUUUUAUAUAUAAAUCACACUCUCCCUUAUAGUGUGUAGCGUAAAGGGGGAAGGAAUGCACCCAUUGCCGGAAAAGCUACACAUUGUUUUGGCAAAGCAGAACUAGCAGGAGAAGUGUUGGUGUGUGUGUGUUUUUGAAAUGGAAAAAAAGUCGCGGGAUCGCGCCAUGGGAUCGCGUUGGAAUCGUUUAGUAACGAUGAUGAUUGCAAAACAAAACAAACAAACAGACACAAAUUGAAGUGCAUAUGCAAAAUGAAACACGAAGCAUGAUGAAAACGGAUCGGAUCUAGGAUAGUAAUAGGGUAACACAAAUUAGCGCGGAAGAGAGAUAGCGAGAGAGAGAGAGAAAGAGAAGGAGAGGAAGAGUCAGAAUUUUAAAAAAGAAAGCAGAAUAAUAAAUUCUAACCAAUGAUAAAAAUGAAACCAAACACAUACAACACAACAUCAAUCCGAUAAUCUUCGUAUGAAACAUAGCGCGUGGGAGGUAAUACUGGUGAUGGUGGUAGAGGUUGGUGGUGGUAAUUGUAGUGAUGGCCGAGGUAAUUGUUGAUGAGAUUGUUGAACACAUGCUAUUUUGUAAUACGGAGGAGAAAUGGGAAAUAACUGUAUCCAACCCUAAACUGUACCACAACUUCUCCGUGUGGGCCGAUGUCUACAGUGUUCUCAACGAUCAUAUCAUAUCCCGGAUCAGUUUUGCAUGCGUUAAAUGGAUGUGUUGUAUUGUAAUGCGAGUUCCCCGAGAGGUGUCAUUGCGUCGGAGCCUUCUGCUGACAAGGAAACAGUGAACAGAAGCGAAACGCCUUGUAUUUCAAUGAAAUGCUGUGAAAGAACUGCAUUGUUUGGUCAAGGUUAUGCGACAGAGCCCUCGGAAUGGAAUGGACCGGUACGAAUAGUGAGAUAUGCUGAAGGAAAGCAAAAAUACAACGUACUCUCUAACCAAUCCCAAAAGCAGGGACGUUAUGCACAGAGAUGCACAUGCACUCCAUGUGUGUAUGUGUCGGUGAAUGAAGUCACGUGCGAACGAUCGGAUUGAUCAUGCUGAAUCCCUUCCCCCCUGUGUUCGGGUAGUGUGUGUGAUUGUUUGGUGGCAUCUGUUUGUUGUGUUGUUCAUGUGAGUGUACACGUAGCUGUAACUUCUUGGUAUGUUCGUAACACAUUGGGACCGUUCGUGAUGUUUACAUGUGAGGAAAUUUGCGAGUUGUAUGCAUUUGGAGAGUCCCUCCACACCCUAUCUACGGGUAGCACACAAUAUCCCCCGUCAUUGGAUAGAAAAGGGCAGGCUAGUAAUCAUGUUGAGGGCAUUGAGUGUGUCACGAGAUCCAUCUCUUGCAAUGUGUGGGUAUGUUUUUUUUAAAUUCUUGUGUCAGUCGAUCUGAUGGUGAUCUACUUUGUGUAGCUAUUCUUGAGACAGCAAAGGAAGCUUAGGGUAGAGAACAAGGAGAGAGAGAGAGAGAGAGAGAGAGAGAGAGAGAGAGAGAGAGAGAGAGAGAGAGAGCGCGCGCAGCAAGAGCAAAAAUCGUUCUCAGUAACGUGUUUCUGUAGGAAGUAAGCUCCUACCUACACUAACAACAACUAAAUCGGGUAUUUUAGCAUCUAUUAUUAAGUAGUGCAUACAUUUAGGCGCAUUUGUCACAAAUGCCAUCAUUUGUAAUACAACCACUUGCUGUUUAUUACAGUAUCGGACAGAAAGACAGGGCAUUGGGUUUUUAACGCACCGUGCACCCGUUGGGCCAAGUUUAUGUGUGGUUUGUAUGUGUUUGUGUUUGUGUGUGUGUGUAUGUGUGUGUAUGUGUGUGUGUAUGUGUGUGUGCAUGUGUGUGUGUGUGUGUGGAUGUAUGUUUGAAUGUGUAUUGAUGUGUGUGUUUGUUUCACAAGUAGGUCGUUUCGGAUAGAUUUGUAAGUAGCUUUUUUGUGUUUUGGGUUAGGUUUUUGGUGUGAUAAGCAGGACCACCGCCCUCGCGAUCAGUGUGUUUUCGAUAUAUUAACAAUGUUACGGUCUUCUUUCGCCGUGGUCUUCUGAGGACGACCGGUUGACUUGCGCGUUUCGGUUGUCCAAGCGCGUUUCAGUUGUCUAAGCACGUUUCGGUUGUCCGAAGCGCGUUUGCCACAAAAGUGCGCGAUCGUUCCAUUACGAACUCGAUCCUUUUGCGCUUAAUGCCAGCAGCAGCCAUUCGCUUUUACAUAUGGCGCUGAUAAUCGGUACAACGUUUACCUCGACCCAUUGUUACUAACAUUGCUUGCUUGGACCGUCAAGAACGCGCUGGUUAAAAACUUGGACACGGCUGAUCCCGUGCUCUGCCUGCGUUCUACUUCUAUACGCGAUGAAUAACAUCGUUGUCGAGCAGCGAAAACAUCGCAUGGAUAAAAACUAUCAACGAGUACGCGAGUAAGCGUCUUCCCUUCAAAAUCGAGAACAGAAUACUGCCGCGCUCAUGAAACAAAACGCCCAUUGAAAAGAACAACUGCGCGCCAGCUCAAUGCACGCACAAAGUUUACCAUUCGCACACAACGUGCAACGCAGAGAUGCACGAAGGCCUUUCAAUGGCGUGCACUGGAGAAACACCUGUGAGAGAAUGCCGAGUUCAUUGCUAUUGUGCGUGUGUCCAUUUCGCACCGGUGUCGCAUUCACAUUCAUGAAACAGCACACCUGCGUUUUCGUCCGAGGAACAAGGGCUGCUGUCGAUGCAAACUUUAGUUUUUAUCCAAGUGUAAACGCACAAUGUUUCACAUGAUAACACACAUAAUAAGAAUAAUUUCAACGCAAUAUGACAUCAUGGCAAGCUAUGUUUUUCAGACACAAACCCGCGCACUUGCAAAUACACAUUAAAAAGCACACUCACUUUCUACUACUACACACACACACACACACACAAACACACACACACACACACACAAACACACACACACACACACACACUCACACACAUACACACACACACAUACACACAUACACACACACAAACACGAGUAACGUGGCAAAACAAGUGCACGGUGCAUUGAAAAAAAAGGGUCCUAUCUUAAUGUCCGAUACUGUACCACUUGGUGUGUGUGUUUGUGUUUGUGUUGUGUGCCCAUCGCGUGGCGUGAAGUGUGUUCCGCCUAACUGUUUCACCUUUCGAAUUGGGGCAAGUUGGCAAACACUGUAUGGUGCCAUGGCGUGGCUGGUCGUCUCUGUUUAUGUUUUAAGUUUUUGAUGCUAGAGUAAACAUGUGCAUAUGCUCGUACGUCAUUUACCAUUAACCCGUGGUAGUGUAGCACAACAGACACCUAGAAGUAACGUUAACCAACCGAAAAUCUGUGUACGAUACGGAUCCUACAAGUGUUCCAUCCCGGCAUUCAUUGUGCAGAGGCAGGCAGAGGCCUGGGCAAUAGAAUACACUCACAAAUAUGAAACAACCCUCCCCACCAAACGGUUUUACAAUUUCGGCCCAUAUGCGCCCGCCCCUGGACGCGGGGCGCAGGAUAAGACAGCUUAAACCCACGUCCGGCGUAAGGUCAAAAUCUCUUUUGAAUCAUUUUGUUUGAAGCGUAUAUUGGAUGGAUGGAAGCGCCGUCGCACUCUGUAGCCAAUCCCAUUAUUUGGGAGGACAGGUGGAGAAAGGUUUAUAGUAGUAGUAGCACGUCGUUUGGACUGAACCACGCAGUCGCUGACGUGUACUGAUAAACAUACACACAAGUGGUGAGCCACUCCUAGAAACUAUUAUUGAAUUACCAUUGUUUCUAUUUCUACUACUACUACAACUACUACUAAUCCAAGCCCUAUUAACUUACUACUUUUCAUAUUCGAUCUAAAAAGAAGAAGUAUUCGGAGGAGAAGAAGGAGUUGGCAUCAGAUAUACACAUACGAACAAAUCGAUAACGCUUUUUAGAUAAAGAGGUAGGCCUUUUACAGAAGCUUUUGAAAUUUACCGACACUCGCUCCAUCUACUCUCCUGAUCGGAUGUACAUUUGCCGUUUGAAGCGAAAAUGCGAAUGAACCUAGCACUCACCCCUGUUUUGUUGGACACUAUAUGUUGUGGGGUGUUGUGUGUGUGUAUGAACUGACACUCUUGUAAUUGAUUUUUAACUAACUAGCUGACUAACUAACACUGACGCAAGAUAGUUAGGACGAAACUGCUGUAGGGCAGCAUAAAAAAUGCAAAAUUGUGCGAUUUUAUGUUCGAUCGAUUAACUAACAGCGCAGAAAAAAACAACAAUUCAUUGAUUGAACGUAUGAAGUUGAUUUAUCAUUCUUGUUUGAACGUAUGCUGUUGAUUUACCAUUCUUGAUUGUUUCAUCAUUAUCAAAUCAAAAGCUUAGAGAGCAUUUUUUCUAUAUUGUUUACAUAUUUGUAAUGGACAUAAUGGAUCCAUUUGUUGUAGCACACAAGCUGUGUUUCUUUUCUUUCUACCGACUGAGUGCUUUUGAUUUUGUCCAUUUGUGUCCGGUUAUCCGCAGGGCUCGAUGGGGGUGUGUAUUUGCAAAUUACUCACAAACACACACACACAAUCUCGUCCCUCGACUAUGUUGCAUGGUGAUGGUAACUAUUAAGAUCAUAACUAAACGUAAAACAACAUGUAAGUGUGUGUGUCUGCUUUCGAACACACAUACACCAAUUACACGAUUUGGUUUUCACAAUCAAGCCUCAUUAAUAAGAAGAAGGAGCAGAAUGCAAGAGAAGAAUAAAAACCCCAACAAAUUUACCAUUCUUUGCUGUAUAGUGCUAAUAAGGUAAUUGAAUAAAUAGUAACAAAAAGAGGAAGAAAAAAAUGGAUAACAGGCAAAUCAAAGAUUAACGCAAACACGUAUGGCAUGUGAUGAUGAUAAUGGGGGGUGGUACGUACAUAAUAUACAGAAACGUUUACAAAAGCCAUGAAGGUGCAACCAAACGUGUUUGACGCAGAACAACAAGUUCAAACAGGCACGGUUUGAGCACAACUUCUCCGCUGCUGAUACUUUUAGUCACUAUCAACGCUCGUAUCAAUUAUACAAUACAAAAGCUGAUAGAGGGGCGGCAGAUUAAUGCUACAAUUUGUUGCUGUCGCGGUGCCCGUAUCCACUACACUACACGAUGCCAUUUUUUCUUUGCAUUAAGCAGAUCCAUUUUUCAAAAACAAACAAAAACGCGCUUAUGCAGGUGCUGAAAAGCAUAUGCAUACUGCUAAAAUACAUUACACAUACCCUUGCAUACAUCUUUAUCACUCACGCAUGCGAAAGGUGGCACGCAGUGGGGCCCCCCCCCCA
Messenger RNA from Anopheles coluzzii, 8416 nucleotides. RefSeq names its product ras-like GTP-binding protein Rho1 (gene Rho1). Gene Ontology annotation, biological process: cell migration; small GTPase-mediated signal transduction. Gene Ontology annotation, molecular function: GTPase activity; GTP binding. The transcript has 7 exons. Lineage: Eukaryota; Metazoa; Arthropoda; Insecta; Diptera; Culicidae. The coding region runs from base 579 to 1202 and encodes 207 amino acids. The record is from RefSeq and is a predicted model, not a curated record.